This is a messenger RNA of Siniperca chuatsi (mandarin fish), 2412 nucleotides long. RefSeq names its product mitochondrial tRNA translation optimization 1 (gene mto1). The record is from RefSeq and is a predicted model, not a curated record. Gene Ontology annotation, molecular function: flavin adenine dinucleotide binding. NCBI's taxonomy places the organism in Eukaryota, Metazoa, Chordata, Actinopteri, Centrarchiformes, Sinipercidae. Gene Ontology annotation, biological process: tRNA methylation; tRNA wobble uridine modification. The transcript has 13 exons. Gene Ontology annotation, cellular component: cytosol. The coding region runs from base 286 to 2331 and encodes 681 amino acids.
UUAGGUUUCAUUUCAUUCAUCUAAAGGGCUUCUUUAAAGAGACAGCCAAUGCUUAGGCAAACCGAUUUGACCUAGUGCAACAACUUUGUCAGGGCGUCUAUACAACAGUUAUUACGACUGUAAGCUACAGACAGCAUGGCAGCCUCCAUGAAAUGCGUUUGUGUUACAUAGCAGGAGUUUCCCAAGGAUCUUGAUAUUUCCUUAAAUCUGACUGUCCUCUGCCAGCAACCUUGAAAUUAAGCAAAAGACCUCCUUCGUGUUCUGCCGAAAUUGUGUGCAUCUCACAUGUUGACAAAGAAGCUUCCCCCCCUGCAGAGUUUCCUGGUGCUGGUUUCCAGACGUGCAAGUCACCUUGCUCGACAGCAGUAUGAUGUCAUUGUUGUGGGUGGGGGUCAUGCAGGGACUGAGGCGGCGGCAGCAGCAGCCAGAGUGGGAGCUGAGACACUCCUGGUCUCACAGAAAAUACACACCAUAGGUGCCCUGUCCUGUAACCCGUCUCUGGGAGGAGUAGGGAAGGGCCAGCUUGUGAGGGAGGUAGAUGCCCUGGAUGGGCUGUGUGGUCGAGCAGGAGACUGGGCUGGGAUCCAUUUCUCCAUCCUGAAUCGUAGAAAAGGCCCUGCUGUGUGGGGCCCGAGGGCCCAGCUGGACCGCCAGCGCUACCGCAAAUUUAUUCAGUCUGAGCUGCUGUCCACUCCCAGGCUGACGGUGUUGGAGGGCUCAGUGGAGGAGCUGCUGGUAACAGAACCAAACCCAGAGGAGCCUGGACACCACAGAGUCACUGGGAUACGUUUGGCAAAUGGAAGCCACCCGAUCUCAGCCAGCUCCGUGGUUCUUACUACUGGUACUUUCUUGUCUGGCUCCCUCUUCAUGGGCCAAACCACGUCACCCGGGGGCCGGAUUGGAGAUGCCCCGUCGUGUGCUGGGCUGUCCCACACGCUGAGGGAGAGGCUGGGGCUGAGGAUAGGCAGACUGAGGACUGGUACCCCUCCCAGGAUUGUGAGGGAUUCAGUGGACCUUUCCCUGGCUGACCUUCACCCUCCUGACAGUCAUCCAACUCCAUUCAGCUUCCUUAAUACACACACACGCUGCAAGCUGCCUUGCUACCUGACCUAUACUACUCCUGGUGUCGAGAGAGUGGUGAGGGAGAGUCUUCAUCUCAACUGUCACAUACAGCAAGACACCAAGGGUCCCAGAUACUGCCCCUCCAUUGAGUCGCGAGUGCUUCGCUUUCCAGGCCGAAAGCACCAGGUGUGGCUGGAGCCUGAGGGGGUGACCUCUGACCUUUUGUACCCUCAGGGUCUGUCCAUGACCAUGCCCCCUGACACGCAGCUCCGCCUCAUCAGAGAAAUUCCUGCCAUGCACCGAGCUGAGAUCCACACACCUGGUUAUGGUGUGCAGUAUGACUUUGUGUGUCCCACUCAGCUGAGCCCUGCCCUGCAGGUGAAAAGCACCCAAGGUCUUUUUCUAGCCGGUCAGAUCAACGGAACAACAGGGUACGAGGAGGCUGCUGCACAGGGCCUGUGGGCAGGGGUGAACGCUGGCCGCUGGGCGCUCUGCAUGCCUGUAGCGGCAUUGUCUCGGACAGAGAGUUAUAUUGGAGUUCUCAUUGAUGAUCUGGUGAGUCGAGGCGUUACAGAGCCCUACCGCAUGUUCACCAGCCGGGCUGAGUUUCGAACCUCUCUGAGGCCCGACAACGCUGACCUCCGCCUCACUCUGAAAGGGUUUGAGGAGGUGAAAUGUGUGUCCUCCUUGCGCUACCAGGAGGCUGUGAGAGUUAGGGACAGUCUGCAGGAAGCACUGGCAGCCCUUCAGUCUCUCCAUCUGUCCAGCCUCAACUGGAGACUAAAGCUGCCCGACAUGCGUAUGAGUGAGGCCAAGAGCACCUUACUGACUGGUAUGCAUGUGCUGCAGUACAAUGAUGUGUCCUUUGAAAUGUUGGCAUCUGCCUUCCCAGAGUGCCUUUCACCUUACUUGGAAUUCUCACAAAGACUGAAGAUAGAGGCUGUGUACAGGCCUCACUGUGACCUACAGAAGAAAGAGAUUGAGAGAAUUCAGAAGGAGGAGAGCUUGUCUCUCCCCCAGGACAUAGACUAUUUCUCUCUGCCGGUGUCACUGUCUCAGGAAGUUAGAGAGAUUUUGGACAGAGUUCGACCCAGCACUCUGGGUGCUGCUACACGUUUGCAAGGUAUAACUCCAGCUGCAAUCGUCCAUCUCCUCAACUAUGUGCGCCACGCAGGACAAAAAGAGAGAAGAACACACAGAAACCGACCAGACCAAAAGGAGGAAGGUGAAGAGGAGCGGUGUGCAAGAAAUGCAUCUUUACCUCAGUGAAAUGACUCGUAAAAUGUUGUGUAAAAAUGUUUGUAUUCCUGAAAAUGUACAAAAGAAUAAAUUAAGGUAUUUUAAGAGUGA